This is a messenger RNA of Arachis stenosperma, 1947 nucleotides long. Its product is annotated as serine/threonine protein phosphatase 2A 57 kDa regulatory subunit B' beta isoform-like. Gene Ontology annotation, biological process: signal transduction. Lineage: Eukaryota; Viridiplantae; Streptophyta; Magnoliopsida; Fabales; Fabaceae. The transcript is spliced from 2 exons. Gene Ontology annotation, molecular function: protein phosphatase regulator activity. Bases 182 to 1651 code for a protein of 489 amino acids. The record is from RefSeq and is a predicted model, not a curated record. Gene Ontology annotation, cellular component: protein phosphatase type 2A complex.
GGCAUGGGCUUCGAAGUUCCAACUUCCAAACAGCAACAGCUAGCCAUCAAUCCAAAUUUCCAAUCUUUGGUAUUCGAUGCGACUCCUUUUCACCCUCACCCCCCUUUCUCUCCCUCCUCCCAUCAACGCAACCCUCUCAAAUUCGUUCUGAUUUUGAAUCCUUUUAAAACUUGUCUAAAUAAUGUUCAAUAAGAUCAUCAAGCGCGCCCACGCCCACAAGAAAUCUGCCAAAUCGGGACACCAUGAAAAUUCCUCCAAUGGACAACAAUUCUACGAAGUUGUUAUGAAACAUGCCUCUCGAACCGCCACCGCCACCGCCACCCCCGCCGCCGCCAAUUCCGACCCUGUCCCCUCUCCUUCCCCUGUUCCUCUUCCCCGUCCUCUCGUAAUCGAGCAUCUUCCGCCACUUCGGGAAGUUCCUUCUUCCGAACGCCCUAGCUUGUUCCUCCGAAAAAUUCAGCUUUGUUGCAUCUUGUGUGAUUUCUCUGACGUAUCGAAGAACGCAUCCGCUAUUGAAAUCAAACGCCAAACACUCUAUGAGCUUGUUGAUAUCGUCCAAUCUGGCUCCUUCAAAUUCACCGAAAAUCAAGAUGAUUUGGUUAAGAUGAUUUCCGCGAACAUCUUCCGAUGCUUGCCUCCGGCGUCUCAUGAAAACACGGCGACUGAAACCGGUGAUCCCGAAGAAGAUGACACGUUUUUGGAGCCUUCUUGGCCGCAUCUUCAACUUGUGUAUGAGAUUCUGUUGAGGUACAUUGUGUCACCUGAGACUGAUAUAAAGAAUGCUAAGCGCUAUAUCGAUCAUAUCUUUGUUUUGAAGUUGCUUGACUUGUUUGAUUCCGAGGACAUGCGUGAGCGCGAGUAUUUGAAAACCAUUCUUCACCGCAUAUAUGGAAAAUUCAUGGUUCAUAGGCCCUUUAUAAGAAAAGCCAUCAACAAUGUGUUCUAUAGAUUCAUAUUUGAAACACAGAGGCAUAAUGGUAUAGCUGAGCUUCUUGAGAUUCUGGGGAGUAUCAUUAAUGGCUUUGCAUUGCCUAUGAAAGAAGAGCAUAAACUGUUCCUAAUUCGAGCCCUUUUACCGCUUCACAAGCCGAAAUCGGUGCACGCAUAUCAUAACCAAUUGGCUUAUUGCAUUGUUCAGUUUGUUGAGAAAGAUAACAGGUUGGCAGAACCUGUCAUCAAGGGGAUGUUGAAGUACUGGCCAGUAACGAAUUGUCAGAAAGAAGUUCUUUUUCUUGGAGAGUUAGAAGAGGUUUUGGAGUCAACUCAACCUGCUGAGUUUCAAAAAUGCAUGAUCUCUCUUUCCAGGAAGCUUGGGCAAUGCCUCAACAGUCCUCACUUUCAGAUUGCUGAACGAGCACUUUACUUAUGGAACAAUGAACACAUUAUAAGUUUAGUAGCUCAGAAUCGAAGCGUGAUAUUACCAAUAAUCUUUGAGGCAUUGGAAAGGAACAUGCAAAGUCACUGGAACCAAGCAGUGCAUGGACUAACAGUGAACGUGAGGAAAAUGUUUAUGGAGAUGGACACCGAACUCUUCGAAGAAUGUCAAAGGCGGUACUUGGAGAAGGAAGCCGGGGCAAGAGAACAGGAGGAGAAGCGGGAGUUAACAUGGAAGCAACUGGAAGCAGUGGCUGCGCAAGCCGUGAUUGGUUAAUUCAUGUAUUGGUGCUGCAACUCUUCUUUUUAACACGUUGUUGUGCCGAAAACCGUUGCAUAGUUGGAGGUUGGAGGUUAGAGUGGAAGAACUUCUAAUUUUAUUUUUAAUUACAAAAGGGGUGGUGAACAAGAUGUGCAAAUUAACAAGCUUGCGAGCCCUGUUCCUUACUGAACAAGGGUCACACGGUUUUCCUUUGAAUACGUUCCUCUUUGCUCUUUGCUUCAUUCAUUAUAAUCCUUUGUCGAAGUCUUAAUUGUAAAUACAAACCUGUUAUCUUUCGUUGCUCUUUUACA